UGGCUCCUCCCCUCCGGGCCUGGAGCGCCCGGGCGCCCCGCUCGCUCCCAGGUUCCUGCCCGCCACCCCUCCGGCCAUGGGCGCCGCGGGCUCGCAGCUGCUGGGCCGCCUCGGCGGGUCCCGCCGCCCCGCGCUGUCCGGGGCCGCCUGGCUCGGGGCGGCCGCGCUCGGCCUGGGCGCCGUGGCGCUGGGGACGCUCGUCUGGCGGCGCGGGCGGCCCGGGCGGCGCCGGCGGCUGCAGCAGGUGGGCACCGUGGCCGAGCUGCGCAUCUUCCCGGUCAAGUCCUGCAAGGGGGUGGCGGUGAGCGAGGCCGAGUGCACCGCCCUGGGGCUGCGCAGCGGCCGCCUGCGGGACAGGUUUUGGCUGGUGAUUAAGGAAGACGGACACAUGGUCACGGCCCGCCAGGAGCCCCGCCUGGUCCUGGUCUCCGUCGCCUACGAGGAUGACUGCCUGGUCUUCAGGGUGCCCGGCGUGGAGCAGCUGGUCUUGCCCAGCAAGCUGCCUUCCUCCAACGCGGUGCACGACUGCAGGAUUUUCGGUCUUGACAUUAAGGGCAGGGACUGUGGCGACGAGGCCGCUCAGUGGUUCACCAACUUUUUGAAAACAGGGGCCUUCAGGCUGGUCCAGUUUGAAAAGAGCAUGAAGGGAAGGGCGUCGAGGAACAUUUUCCCGUCUUUUGUGCAGGACUACGAGGUGGCCUACCCGGACUGCAGCCCGGUCAUGAUCAUCUCCGAGGCCUCCCUGGCGGAUCUGAACACCAGGCUGGAGAAGAAGGUGAAGAUGGACCAGUUCCGGCCAAAUAUCGUGGUGACGGGCUGCGAUGCCUUUGAGGAGGACACCUGGGACGAAAUCCGAAUUGGCAGCACGGAAAUGAAAAAGGUUUUGGCUUGCCCCAGGUGCAUCAUGACCACGGUGGACCCGGAUACCGGAGUGAUGGACCGGAAGGAGCCCCUGGAGACGCUGAAGAGCUACCGCCUGUGUAAUCCUUCCGAGAAGCACAUCUACAAGUCAUCCCCACUUUUUGGGAUCUAUUAUUCGGUGGAAAAAAUCGGAAGCUUGAAAGUGGGCGACCCCGUGUACAAGAUGGUGCCGUGACGGACCCGCGGGAUGUAAGCGUCCAGGAGACAUCGAUCAGGAUUUUAACAACAAUAACAACGCCACCUGGGAGAAUCCCAUCACCAGCCUCUGAUUGUCUUCGCCCUGGAAACGAAUCUUGGUUUUUGACUUUUUGGAGUUAUUCGUGCUCUGAGUUAAUGCAAGGAAAGUAUUAGAGGUGAUUUGGGGGAUGAAAGGUUAUAUAGAUUUUAGGUGAGGAAGACUUUUUAAAUGAAUGAAAUCAUCUAUAAAAUUAUUUUGAAUGGUACUGUGGCUCUUACACUUCUGACAUUAAUACUGACGAGUGAAGAAAGUAUAAAGAA
Molecule: messenger RNA, 1419 nt
Organism: Myotis daubentonii (Daubenton's bat)
Lineage: Eukaryota; Metazoa; Chordata; Mammalia; Chiroptera; Vespertilionidae
Gene: MTARC2
Product: mitochondrial amidoxime reducing component 2
Biological process (GO): nitrate metabolic process
Cellular component (GO): mitochondrial inner membrane
Molecular function (GO): pyridoxal phosphate binding; molybdenum ion binding; nitrate reductase activity
Source: RefSeq, a predicted model, not a curated record